GUCUUUGUUUGUUGUGAGCAGAAAAAGUUCCCCCAACUCUUUGCUAAGAGCUGUGUUCUCACCAGCUGGCUCUCAUUAUCGACACGCCAUGAACAUUUCUUCAACUACAUAACAAUUUUAUGAGAGCCAUUAAUUCAUAGACUACUAGCUAGCUAUUUCAGACAAGCUUAGUUGGAAGUAUCCCUCACCCCCUCAAGAGUUUUCUCCCAUGGAUUCCACCAUUUUCUUUGUACUUUCAUCCUUCCUAACUUUGUCACACUGUCUGAAAGUUGAAUCAGCAAAAGUAAACCCCCAAAUCACUGUCAUGGGCAUUGUUUACUGUGACAUUUGCUCCAACGGCACCUUCUCAAGGCACAGCUACUUCUUACCAGGUGCAGAAGUUAAAAUAGACUGCAUGUUUAGAGCAAUUGCUCCAAGAACCACAGAACAGCUAACAUUCUCAAGCAACAGAACCACAAAUAAGCAUGGAGUGUACAAGUUGGAAAUACCAGUUGUUGAUGGAAUUGAAUGUGCAAGGGAUAAAGCAAUGGGGAACUCCUGCCAUGCAAGCUUAAUAUCAAGCUCUGCUUCUUCGUGCAGUGUUCCAGCUUACAGGACCACAUCAGAUGAGAUUUCAAUCAAAUCACGAGAAGCCAAUAUGUGCAUCUACAGCCUAAGUGCAUUGAGUUUCAGGCCCUCCAAGAGGGAUACUUCCUUGUGUGGUAAUUUAGAAUGAAGAAAUAGCAACUUCAGUAAAAUUCUUCACAUUCCCCUGCCAGAAAUAAUAAUCAUUCUUCUGAUAUUAUUACAUUUUAGUCUUGUUUAAUCUUAAAUCUUAGGUUGGGAUGGCCAAAUGGGCAAUGUUGUUUGUCUCAGUAGUAGAAUCUUCUUGUAUGGACGGUUUUUGAUACAAGAAGAAUUACAUUGUUCAUUCAAUUCAGCAUUUUGUUGUGGUAAAACCUCUUAUGUGUAAUUCCAGCAAUGCUGAAUGCCCCUUU
Molecule: messenger RNA, 977 nt
Organism: Ilex paraguariensis (yerba mate)
Lineage: Eukaryota; Viridiplantae; Streptophyta; Magnoliopsida; Aquifoliales; Aquifoliaceae
Source: the annotation of a GenBank genome assembly